UUUCUCCCUCCCAGAAGCCUUCAGUCUGUAACAACAUGGCGGCGCCCGGUUGGCACGUAGGGCAUUACAUCCAGAGAAACAGCCGGUUUUUGCUUAAUAACUUCGAGCAGUUAUGGAGUCACAGGGGUUUUGGUUGGACUGCAGCCCUGCGACAACAAGUUGCAGAAGCUAAUAAAGAAUCGACAGAGACUAUUGUCAUCCCCAGGAAGAAAACAUGGAGCAAAGAGGCCGUGCUGGAGGCUCUGGCUUCAACUGUCAGCAGGGAUCCUACAGCAUAUCCCUACCAGUUCCAGGAUGAUCCUUACCUCUCUCCCAGGACCUCUGCUGAGUUUAAGCUGUACUCUCUCUCUCAGGAGUCUGGCAUGUCUGCAGCCAAAUACUUUGUCAACAGCAAUCCCAAGUUCUUCACCAAAGACUUUGCAGAACCACAUAUACCAUGUCUGAUGCCAGAGACGGUGUCGCUGCGUCUUGAGGAGGUGAGUGAGGAGGCACUGAAGGAGCGAAUCAGCUUAAGGAAAGUUACAGCUGCUGUUGACAUGUACGAUCAACUACUGCAAGCUGGCACGGCAGUCUCUAUGGAAACGACCCAUGAGCUGUUAGACCUGAUCUGUCUCUACUGUGACAGAGACCCUGUCCAGGAGGGAGGACCGCAGACGGAGGACGCGGAGGGGUCAGGAGAGGAGGUGAAGAGAAGGAAAGGGAGGGUGCGUCGCGCGUCAGACUUCCUGAAGUUCACCUGGAGAGAAAACAACAACGCAGAGAGAAUCUUUAACCUGCUGCCAGAGAGGGACACUCGCUCUGACUCUGCUCUGAUCAGAGGCAUGGUGAAGCAUGGAGCUUACGCAAAGGCCUUCAGCAUGUACACAGACAUGCUGAACAACAGACAGACCGCUGAUGUCCACAUCUUCAACGCUCUGAUCUCAGCAGCUCCAGAUGUCCGAGAUAAAUACAACGAGAGAUGGGACGUGAUCGCUGAGCUGCUGAACCAGAUGCGUCAACAGAAAGUUCAGCCCAACCUGCUGACCUUCAACAGUGUUCUGAAAGCCCUGAGACGCUGUGGCUCUUUGGCCAGAACCCAAGCUCUGCACACUCUGAACGAGAUGAAGGCUGUUGGAAUAGCUCCCAGCCUGGCCUCCUUCGACCACGUCCUUGCGGUCUUUUUCAAAGCAGCCACCUCCGGCCACGGCAACACUGACAUUUUACAGGAAGUGAUGUCAGAGCUGGCAGGAACCAGCUUCACCUGCCAGGACCCUGAUGAUGUUCUAUUCUUCUCCAGCGCAAUGAGAAUAUGUUUGGAUUGCAAAGAUCUGGAGCUGGGAUAUAAGGUCCACAGUCUAACAGAAGUGGGGGAGAACUGGAGGCUUCUGGGAGAUUCCUACCAACAGAGUAUUUACUACGGUCGCUUCUUCAACCUGCUGUGUAUGAUGGAGCACAUUGACGUGGUGUUGAAGUGGUACAGACGGCUCAUUCCCUCGUUGUACUACCCAAACCCCCAAGGUCUGAGGGACCUGCUGCAGUCGCUAGACACGGACAGUCGCCUGGACUUGCUGCCCACUAUAUGGAAAGAUAUCCGUUCUCUGGGUCAUGAUAAUAAGUCUGAUCUGGUGGGGGAGCUGCUCACCCUGAUGGCCAGAGACAGACACAGUCCUGAGAUUCAGGAGGCCUUUGCAGCAUGUGCUCUGGAUAUUAAGCGUGUGUUUGAUGGAGACAGAGGGAGGCCCAGUCUGGAGUGGAGCACCUCCUCCCUCUCACACAUCACUUCCUUGCUGCUGCGAGCCAACAAGACCCAACAGGCCUGGGAGAUGCUGCAGCUCUUCAAAUCCAAGAACAGAGUACCUGCCGAGGGGCUGAUAGAGGACUUCCUGUUGGUGUGUCUCAACAAUGGCUCUCCGCAAAGGGCAGUGGAGCUGGUUCAGCUGUCUGCAGCCUUCUGUCUGAACGCAACACCGAGACUGGCGAAGCGAACGUUGGCUGAGUUUGAUCUGACUGAGGAACAAAGAUCCGUAUUAUCUGAACUGGAGUCUGCAGGAGAGCCCUCUGACUGAUACAACAAUCUGGCAAAUCCAUAGAGAGUGUACUUGUUCCCAUAUCUGUGUAAUAAAAAUGUAUGUCACAUAACUAAAAUCUAAA
Micropterus salmoides (largemouth bass) is the source of this 2130-nucleotide messenger RNA. RefSeq names its product pentatricopeptide repeat domain 3 (gene ptcd3). Gene Ontology annotation, biological process: mitochondrial translation. NCBI's taxonomy places the organism in Eukaryota, Metazoa, Chordata, Actinopteri, Centrarchiformes, Centrarchidae. The coding region runs from base 36 to 2045 and encodes 669 amino acids. The transcript has 23 exons. Gene Ontology annotation, cellular component: mitochondrion. The record is from RefSeq and is a predicted model, not a curated record. Gene Ontology annotation, molecular function: ribosomal small subunit binding; rRNA binding; protein binding.